Messenger RNA from Limulus polyphemus (Atlantic horseshoe crab), 1072 nucleotides. Its product is annotated as translocon-associated protein subunit alpha-like. The record is from RefSeq and is a predicted model, not a curated record. The coding region runs from base 103 to 624 and encodes 173 amino acids. Gene Ontology annotation, cellular component: endoplasmic reticulum; endoplasmic reticulum membrane. Lineage: Eukaryota; Metazoa; Arthropoda; Merostomata; Xiphosura; Limulidae. The transcript is spliced from 6 exons.
AACUCAGUUGAACUGAUUCUUCUAGAGCUUCAAGCAGGGAAGGACGUACAGUUUCUUGUUGGUUUAACAAACAAAGGAAGCAAAGAUUUCUUCUUGGAAACUAUGGAUGCAUCAUUCCGUUAUCCAAUGGACUUUAGUUUCUACAUUCAAAAUUUCACUACUAUUGCUUACAAUCGAGUAGUAAAGCCAAAACAGCAGGCCACUUUGUAUUACCAGUUCUUCGUGAGUGAAUCUUUUGCUGCAAGAUCUUUCGGGCUGACUGUGAACCUUCUCUAUAGAGAUGCUGAUGGAAUACAGUAUUUAAAUUCUGUUUUUAAUGAGACUAUAAAUGUUGUUGAAAUAGAUGAAGGCUUGGAUGGUGAAACGUUCUUCUUGUAUGUGUUUCUGGCUGCCUGUGGAGUUCUGUUAUUGGUUGGUGCCCAACAGCUUCUUGUAAACAUGGGAAAGAAGAAAUCUUCGGCCAAACCAAAAGUUGAGAUGGGAACCCAGAAUGUCAAUGAUGUUGAUUAUGACUGGCUACCCAAAGAAACACUCAAUGAACUCAAUAAGUCUCCUAGAAGAUCUCCCAGACAGUCUCCAAGACAAAGACGAGUCAAGAGAGGAACAGGGUCAGGAGAUGAGUAACAAUAACUUCUGACUUACACAAAUACUGCUGUUGCUGUGAGUGUGAAGUGGCUUGGAUUACGUUAUGCUUUAAACAUGCUAACUCAGAAGUUCAGAUCUUGAUUAUCAUGAGAUAGUACUGGUAAAAAUGCUAAGUCUGUAAAGAUAAGUGAAGAUUUUUCCUAAUCUUAUUAGACAGCUUCAAGUAGAAUAUUUCUAAUGCUUUAUCUGUAGCAUGGAUAGUUUACAUAAAAUAAUUGUUAUUAGUAAAAAUAUUGUUAGUUAACUGUACAGUUUGUCAAGAAUACAUUGUGUGUUUCACUUCAACAAAAUUUGUCUGUGAGGAACAAGAAAUGCCCCAUGUUAUUAUUAUUCGCUUUGAGAAAUUUGUGAAUUAUGUAAAGCUAUUUCAUAAUCCUAGCCAUACUGAAGAGCAAGAGUUUUGAUAAUAAAAGGAAAUAAAGAUGUG